Messenger RNA from Penicillium riverlandense, 1101 nucleotides. It is a transcript of the gene pex14, whose product is annotated as putative peroxisomal membrane anchor protein (Pex14). The record is from RefSeq and is a predicted model, not a curated record. The coding region runs from base 1 to 1101 and encodes 366 amino acids. Lineage: Eukaryota; Fungi; Ascomycota; Eurotiomycetes; Eurotiales; Aspergillaceae. The transcript has 5 exons. Gene Ontology annotation, molecular function: signaling receptor binding. Gene Ontology annotation, biological process: protein import into peroxisome matrix, docking. Gene Ontology annotation, cellular component: peroxisomal importomer complex; peroxisomal membrane.
AUGGCUCCGCGCGAGGAGCUAAUUUCCUCCGCGGUUACCUUCUUACAGGAUCCGUCGGUCGCCUCGUCGCCUGUUGAGAAGAGAGUCGCGUUCUUGCAAUCCAAGAACCUGACGCAGGAAGAAGUCGACAUUGCCUUGGCUCGGGCCGGCGAGGACCCCUCUGUCGCCGCCACCGCUACAGCAUCAUCACCGCAGGGCUACUCCUCGCAGCAAGUUGCCUACCGACCAUCAUCACAACCACCCCAAGGAUAUGGCUAUCCUCCAUACGGUCAAUGGCAGCCGCCACCAGAGCCGCCAAAGAGAGACUGGCGCGACUGGUUUAUCAUGGCAACAGUGAUGGGAGGUGUGGGAUAUGGGAUGUAUUUUGUCGCCAAUCGGUAUAUCAAGCCUCUGAUUGCACCACCGACCCCGCCUCAGCUGGAACAGGACAAGGAAAACAUCGAUGAACAAUUUUCUCGCGCAUUCGCGCUGAUUGAGCAGCUCUCGACCGAUACCACAGCAUUGAAGGAAGCCGAGGACGCCCGGACCGAGCGCCUUGACUCGGCCCUGAAAGACGUGGAAAGUGUCGUGGCUGAAUUGAAGAACUCGUCACGUCGGAGAGACGAUGAAACACGCCGUAUCAGCGAUGAGGUGAAGUCGCUGAAGGAUGCUAUCCCCAAGGCUCUGGAAGGUGCUCGCGAAGGCAACGAGAACCGGUUGAAGGAACUAGGAAGUGAGCUGAAGAGCUUGAAAGUCCUUCUGGGUAACCGAUUGGGUGGCAGUGCUGCCAGCACCCCGGCUGCUGGUAGACCUGCCGGGUCCUCCCAGUCCGAGAACCCUGUCACGAACGGCGCGCCUGCGUCCGUCGAGGAUGAAUCACCGGCGCCAGCGCCAGCGCCAGCGGCGGCCCCUCCAGCAGCGGCCCCUCCAGCAAGCUCCAACGCAACCCCUGCCCCUGCUCCCGCCGCCAACAACCCUCUCUCGCAACUCGGACGCUCUGCCUCUAUCCCGGCGUGGCAGAUGGCCGCCGCUAACCGGUCCAAGAGCUCCUCGCAGUCGACUCCGGCUACGGGCGCUGACAAUGCGACCAGCACCAGUGAGCAAACCGCUCCUCCCAGCUAA